Molecule: messenger RNA, 1523 nt
Organism: Equus quagga
Lineage: Eukaryota; Metazoa; Chordata; Mammalia; Perissodactyla; Equidae
Gene: DNAL4
Product: dynein axonemal light chain 4
Exons: 4
Coding region: 220-537 (105 amino acids)
Biological process (GO): microtubule-based process
Cellular component (GO): dynein complex
Molecular function (GO): dynein light intermediate chain binding; dynein intermediate chain binding
Source: RefSeq, a predicted model, not a curated record
GAUACUCUUGUUUCGCUCCUUGACAACGCUGGCGGGGGUGCGCUAGCUGCGGCCCCGGCUCCGGCCCCCGCGGGAGCAGCAGCCCUUGGGGAAGGACACUCUCUGCUCCCACCAAGUUGUCAGGGCCUGCUUCCUGAGUCUCCUGGGUGUGUCUUAAUUGCCAGCCCCAGCACCUCCUGAGAGCGCCCCCUCUCCUCCGGUGGUCACAGUGGAAGGAUCAUGGGAGAAACGGAGGGGAAGAAAGAUGAGGCUGAUUACAAACGCCUGCAGACCUUCCCUCUGGUCAGGCACUCGGACAUGCCAGAGGAGAUGCGAGUGGAAACCAUGGAACUAUGUGUCACGGCCUGUGAGAAAUUCUCCAACAACAACGAGAGUGCCGCCAAGAUGAUCAAAGAGACGAUGGACAGGAAGUUUGGCUCCUCCUGGCAUGUGGUGAUCGGCGAGGGCUUCGGCUUUGAGAUCACGCAUGAGGUGAAGAACCUCCUGUACCUGUACUUCGGCGGGGCCCUGGCCGUGUGUGUCUGGAAGUGCUCCUGACACUGCCGCGCCGCCCUGCCCUGCCCCGCCCCGCCGCACAGGGCCUCUUCCUGCGGCUCACCCGGGAUGGGGAGCAGCCCCAGGCAGGUCAUGGUUUUUCAAAGCCCAGUCUAGGGUCUUGUCUUUUGUCCUCGUAUACCAGUUUCCGGAGCCGCCCAGUGUGCGGAUUUGUUGACAUCUCUACCUGCAGGCUCCCAGCCACCUGCCUCUGAGUCCCACGUGUGAAGGGGGCAGCAGGCAGCGGGCUUGAUGCAGGGGAGGGGUGGGAAGGUGUGACAGGGUAGAAGGAGGGUGGGGAGAUGGGAUUUUUCUCACAAGGACAUGCCAGCCCCUCCUCUCUCGGGGGCUGCUCUCCCCUCACAUCCUGGGAGCCCCCUACCCUUACCCUUAGCACUGCUGGCAGGUGCCACUGUCCUUGUCUUUACUGGCCAUAUGCAAACGGCCUCAAGAAGGAGCCUCUCCUCUCAAGGGACACUGGCAGCUUCUCUCCUCGUCCUCUGGAGAAGUGGUGACCCCAAGAAGCCCCUUCCCCAACCUGACCCCAGGCUGAACAGACCACUGCAGCUCACUGGACUCACAGCUCCACAGCCCUGGCUUCAGCAUGAGGACCGAGCAGCCUUUCCUCUCUGUCCCCUCCGUCCUCCCCAACCGCCAGGCCGCGUGAACCUUUGACCCUGCCUCUACUUGUGCAGUGGCUGAGGGUGUGGGGCCUGCUCUGGACAGUGUCUCGAGGUGUCGCUGAGCCUCCGGUGAGCCGCCUGGGCCAGGAGUGUGCUCACCACGGGCCCGUUUCAGCAGGGAAGCCUGGCCUGCAGUGACUUAGCAUCAGGGACCGCACGCGCAUUUGUACUUAUCUCUGCUGGAUUUUCUAUAUUCUUUUUGAGUGUGGGGUGAAGGGUUUUAGUAGAAGGGUGAAUCCUAUUUUACACAGUGGUCUUAUUUAUAUAACUGUCUUGGCUUUUACAAUUAAAAUGACCAAAACCUGA